This is a messenger RNA of Cyclospora cayetanensis, 462 nucleotides long. RefSeq lists its product as uncharacterized. Lineage: Eukaryota; Apicomplexa; Conoidasida; Eucoccidiorida; Eimeriidae. The coding region runs from base 1 to 462 and encodes 153 amino acids. The record is from RefSeq and is a predicted model, not a curated record. The transcript has 8 exons.
AUGAGAGACCAAUCUGGGGCGAAGGCCAAAGUCGAAACAUUCAGAUAUGCGGCGACAAUUUUGACGGCUGUCUCAGGAGCGACAGCUGUCUACUUUGCCGGCGUUGUCGCUGUUAGCAUCAUGCGACCAUGCGAUGUUCCACUGAAUCUUUGGCUCAUUGGCGCCAUUCUUCUUAGCUUGCCGGCCACAUACACAGCCGACAAGAUGAAGCAGCUCGGAUUCCCAGCAAGCCUGUGGUUUGAAGUGUCCCUGUUAGCACUCGCUUUUAUUUGGAUGAGCGCGGGGACAGUUAUGAUAAACAUGUCUACAACUUGUGAGGUUACCGCGCCGCUACUUUGGUGGAGCACGUUUGUCACGGUCUCUCUGUUCUGGUGUGGUGCGAUUGGGGGUGUCUUCUUCCUCUUGUCUAUCGUCCUUAUACCAAUGUUCUUAGCUGGAGGGAGAACCCCACAGAUAUUGUAA